This is a messenger RNA of Elephantulus edwardii (Cape elephant shrew), 1260 nucleotides long. It is a transcript of the gene NTSR1, whose product is annotated as neurotensin receptor 1 (high affinity). Bases 1 to 1260 code for a protein of 419 amino acids. The record is from RefSeq and is a predicted model, not a curated record. Gene Ontology annotation, cellular component: plasma membrane. Gene Ontology annotation, molecular function: G protein-coupled neurotensin receptor activity. NCBI's taxonomy places the organism in Eukaryota, Metazoa, Chordata, Mammalia, Macroscelidea, Macroscelididae. The transcript has 4 exons. Gene Ontology annotation, biological process: neuropeptide signaling pathway.
AUGCGCCAUAACGUCUCCAGCUCCUCGCUGGGACUCCUCAGCGCUCAGGGAACCGACUUCUUCCCGCUGCCUCAGGGGCUGGAGGCAGCGCUCCUGGUCAGAGCCCCUGACAACAGCUCCAAAAACGAGACAGAGCAUCCCCACAGCACUCCCAGCAGUGACCUGGAUGUGCGCACAGACAUCUACUCCAAGGUGCUGGUGACAGCCGUGUAUCUGGUCCUUUUCGUGGUGGGCACGGUGGGCAACUCAGUGACAGCGUUCACGCUCGCCCGUAAGAAGUCUCUGCACAACCUGCAGAGCACGGUCCACUACCACCUGGGCAGCCUGGCGCUGUCGGACCUGCUCAUUCUGCUGCUCGCCAUGCCCGUGGAGUUGUACAACUUCAUCUGGGUGCACCACCCCUGGGCCUUCGGUGACGCGGUCUGCCGAGGCUACUAUUUCCUGCGCGAUGCCUGCACCUACGCCACGGCCCUCAACGUGGCCAGCCUGAGCGUGGAGCGCUACCUGGCCAUCUGCCACCCCUUCAAAGCCAAGACCCUCAUGUCUCGCAGCCGCACCAAGAAGCUCAUCAGUGCCGUGUGGCUGGCCUCAGGGCUGCUGGCCGUGCCCAUGCUGUUCGUCAUGGGCCAGCAGAACCGGAGUGUUGAUGGCCAGCACCCGGGUGGCCUGGUGUGCACAACUGUGGUGGAUGCAGCCACGGUCAAGGUCGCCAUUCAGGUCAACGCAUUUGUGUCUUUCGUGUUCCCUAUGGUGGUCAUCUCCAUCCUGAACACCAUCAUCGCCAACAAGCUGACUGUCAUGGUGCACCAGGCGGCUGAGCAGGGCCAAGUCUGCGCUGUCGGGGGCCAGCAAACCACCUUCACCAUGUCCAUCGAGCCUGGCAGGGUGCAGGCCCUGCGGCAUGGAGCCCGGGUCUUACGAGCUGUGGUCAUCGCCUUUGUGGUGUGCUGGCUGCCCUACCAUGUGCGCCGUCUCCUGUACUGUUACGUGUCUGAGGAGCAGUGGACCCCCUUCCUGUAUGACUUCUACCACUAUUUCUACAUGCUGACCAACACGCUCUUCUACGUCAGCUCUGCCAUCAACCCUGUCCUCUACAACCUGGUCUCUGCCAACUUCCGCCACAUCUUCAUGUCCACCCUGGCCUACAUCUGCCCCCUGUGCUGGCGUCGGAGGAAGAGGCAGGUGCUGGCCAGGAAAGCCAACAGUGUAUCCAGCAACCACACCUUCUCCAGCAAUGUCACCCGGGAGACUCUCUACUAG